Durotheca rogersii is the source of this 1723-nucleotide messenger RNA. RefSeq lists its product as uncharacterized. The record is from RefSeq and is a predicted model, not a curated record. Lineage: Eukaryota; Fungi; Ascomycota; Sordariomycetes; Xylariales; Xylariaceae. The transcript has a single exon. The coding region runs from base 106 to 1503 and encodes 465 amino acids.
ACCGUUUCAUCUAGCCGGUGCUCGGAGCCUGCUGAAUCCCAUAUCGUCUACCUCCCAGCUCUUUCACCUCAUACACAUCUCCCAUCCCCGUCGCCCGCCGCCGCCAUGGGCGCCGUCCCGGCGACCUGGCACUGCCCGGCCUGCAACGCCGACUUCGUUGGCCCCGAUGCCGCCGAGGCGCACCUGGCUGAGCACGCCUCCCGGGCCGGCGGCGACCGAGGCCAGUGCGAUCUCUGCGACGGCCGGCGGCUCGACAAGAAGCAGCUCGCGGCACACCUGAAGGACCCGGUGUUCCACAACAUCUGUCCCGUGUGCAAGACAGAUUUCUUCCGGAGCAAGUCGGGCCUGGAUAACCACAUCAGCCGGAAGCACGCCAGGUGCCCGGUGCCGUCUUGCGGCGUCGUCUUCGAGAGGGCCCAGAUCCAGGACCACCUGGCCAAGAAGCACCCUACGUGCAACACCUGCGACAUCACCUACGCGGACCCCCUUGAUUUCAUCGCCCACAAGCACCGUGUGCACAUCUACUGCGACGACUGCGGCGUCGACUUCCCGUCGGCGGAAGCAUACGAGGGCCACUGCAGCAUCUACCAUCCCGGCGACAAGAGUCCCGGCGAUGCUAGCAAGUUCGACGACCCUGAGCCCGCCGGGGCGAAGUGCAAUAUAUGCGAGCACUGCUACGAAGCGUUCGCCACGGAGGCCCUCCUCUCGGCCCACAGGAGUUGUUGCCCCAAGCUCGAGUGCGAGAAGUGCGGCUACAGGUGCGUGACUGCCAUGCAGCUAUGCGUCCACCUCGAGGAAUUCCACCUCUACUGUAGGCUUUGCAACAAGUGGUUCGAGAGCCCGAACGCCAUGAAGCGCCACAGACUGGCGGAACUGGACCACCGGCAGUGCUCGAACUGCAAGAGGACCUUCAACGAGGUCGCUGCCCUCCUGUUCCACUGGCAGCGGUACCAUCACCUCUGCUUAGAGUGUCGGAAGGGGCCCUUUAUGUCGACCGACGACCUCAACGAGCACUUGCGCGGACAUGCUCUCGGCGAAGACAAUAAAUACUAUUGUCUAGGAUGUAAAAGGAUAUCUGCCUCGAUGUCCACAUUGCUGAAGCACCAAGAAGAAGCUCACCACUACUGUGACCGCUGCAAGAUAUUUUUCGAAAGCGGAGGCAUAUUGGCCGCACAUAAGAGCAUGGGCCACAAGGACCCGAAACCUCAAAAUGAACACUCAAUGAUGACAAACACUCGGGAAAUCGAGAACAGUUCGGACCUCUUUUCUGUGAGCGGCACUAGCCACCAUAGUCAUGGCGAAGCCGCGCGCAGAGAUGGCCUCAAUGUGCCACAAAGGUCUACCUUGGAUUCUCCGGUAGGCCCUCCUUUAGGUACACGUGGGUAUCUAUUGCCAAAACGCCUCUCUAGGCUUCAUGAUCGAGAAGGAAGGGGGGGUCAGAUGAUACAUAUGCUAACGCCGGCCGACUGUAGGAGGCACGGCACAACGCGUCCUCGAAGGUAGCGCUGCGGCGAUACGCUCUCCCCGUCGAGCGCCUCGAGGAGAGCCCGCACCACCCCCUACUGCCGAACCUGUACAGCCAGCUCCAAACCGCGGACACCGGCCGGAGGUACACCACCGAGGCCACCAGACUACCCCCGUUCUGGGGCCCGUCGAUCCCGUCGCUAUUCCAGCAGGAGCAGGAGAGCCUGGGCGGGAGACGCGAGUGUCGCCUUUGCGAUGA